This is a messenger RNA of Podarcis lilfordi (Lilford's wall lizard), 10899 nucleotides long. NCBI's taxonomy places the organism in Eukaryota, Metazoa, Chordata, Lepidosauria, Squamata, Lacertidae. The record is from the annotation of a GenBank genome assembly.
UGAAGCCAUCAGGACGGCCAUUAUCACAUAGUGCCAUGUCCCCCGGGGUGAUUCACCUUGUGGGCAGAGGCAUUCAUAAGCCUUGGCCAUGCUGGGCCCAGCAACAAGGGUGGGUCUGAGAGCUCACACCCACCGCGCAAGCGAUGGCUGGGCGGGCAGACAUGAGCGACAGACGCAUCGUCCGAAAAUUCAGAAGGAGAAAGCUCCAGCGCUUCUCCCACAUCUCUAGCAUUGAGGAACCGCUUGGAGUGAGCAUGCUAUAUUUUGGCUGCAGGGCAGGGCAGACACCUGUGUGGGGAUUUUUCCAAGAGUGGGAGGAGGAGGAAAUGGUUCAGCGGAGCGAGGAGCUUUUCCCUUUCAGUUGACUGAAUUGGGGAUGCUACUUCUUCCAUUGCUUGAUUGCAUGUGCAAAUUAAUUUAAAAUAAACUGUCUAGCCAAAUCGGUAACCAAGCUACACAAUAUUUUCUUCAAACUUGGAGAAAUCCGCACAAGCUGACUACUUUGACAAGUCAGCGCUGUGACUCACCACGUUCUGAAAAAUCUUUGAAAAGUGGGUUGGAAAGGAUUUGUCACACAAAAAACCCAAAAAAAACCUUCAACCCAGAAGAGUAUUGUGGCAAUUAAUUAUGGCAUAAGCUUUCAUGGGCUACUACAGAGUGCAAGUCACACUCUGGUCAUGCCUGUGUCCCCAAGUCCAGGUCCAACGCAGCAAAGCAACUGAACAAAAACUUUGUGUUGCCUUUGCUAUGUGAAAGAAGUGUCACAUAAGCUGUUUCUAAUGGGACAAAAUAGCUUUUCAGCAUCAAAUGUGUAAUUAUCUUCAAGGGAGGGAGAAAAAUCCCAGCUAGAGGUUUAUUUCUAACACAGGGUCCUGAUGCCCCCUGGUGUGCAACCAGGGAAAUGCACUUGCAAGGCUGCCCGCUAUCUCUCGAGGCACUGCUGCUAACGUUCUUAUUCCAUCCGCAAGGCAGAUAUAAAUUAUUAUGAAACUGGUUUCACCUUGGUUGAAUGAAUCACGGUUUCCCUUAAAGUGCCCUGGGCAAUCUCGGUUUUGGGCUGGUGCUGAGAAUGAUUUGGCAGAGAUUGUGAGUCAGCCCGCUCUUGGAACGCAAGACAUGAUAUGACAGAGGAAGCCCCUGGACCGGACAGAAGCUUGUCACUCUUUUCUGUGGGUGUGACAGCCAGAAAUUCAACUGGGGGAGACAUUUUUCUGGCACUAUGUCCAUGUAGUGAUGGGGAAGCUACACCUUGUGAAAUUCUGCUGUGCAGUUUUUAAAGGCAAGGGAUUCUAGGGAUAGCAAAACUUGAGGCCCAGCACUUUUCUGCUUUGAAACUAAGCCCUGAAAGAGAAAAAAGAGUUUUCUCCUGGCUGCUCACACCAUUGCCCUCCUCUCCAUCCUUCUUCCCCUCCCCUCAGCAGCCCAAGAAGAAGCGGCGCAGCUCAUCCACUGAGACCACAGAAGACAAGAAGGGCAGAGGAGAUUCCAUCUCUAUCCAGGUCUUCCCUCCAGAACUGGUGAGUGAGGCUGCCUGGCUGUGGUUUAGGAGGUGGGGACAGCAAGAUCAUAAAAAGAGCCUGCUGGAUCAGGCCAAUGGCCCACCUGGUCCAGCAUCCUGUUCUCACAGUGGCCGACCAGAUGGCCUUUAUGAGAAACCCGCUAGCCAGACCUAAGCACAAGAGCAACUCUUCCCCUCCUGCGACCCUCCCUGCCCGCAGACUGCCUCGCCAGAGUGGUGCAUGCUCUGGUUAUCUCCCGCUUGGACUACUACAAUGCACUCUAUGUGCGGCUUUGAAGGUGAGCCAGAAACUGCAAUUCAUCCAGAAUGCGGCAGCGAGACUGGUGACUGGGAGCGGCUGCCGAGACCACAUAACACCGGUCCUGAAAGACCUACAUUGGCUCCCAGUCCAUUUCCAAGCACAAUUCAAAGUGUUGGUGCUGAACUUGAAAGCCCUAAACAGCCUCUGUCCAGUAUAUCUGAAGGAGCGUCUCCACCCCCAUCAUUCAGUCCUGACACUGAGGUCCAGCGCCGAGGGCCUUCUGGCGGUUCCCUCCCUGCGAGAAGCCAAGUUACAGGGAACCAGGCAGAGGGCCUUCUCAGUGGUGGCACCCGCCCUGUGGAAGGCCCUCCCACCAGAUGUCAAAGAGAACAACAACUACCAGACUUUUAAAGGCAACCCUGUUUAGGGAAGCUUUUAAUGUUUGAUGGACUACUGUAUUUUAAUAUUUUGUUGGAAGCCGCCCAGAGUGGCUGGGGAAACCCAGCCAGGUGGGCGGGGUAUAAAUAAUAAACUAUUAUUAUUACAAGUUAUUAUUUCCAGCAACUGGAAUUUGGAAGCAUCGCUGUCUCCGACUGUGGAGACAGGGCAGAGCGAAGAGCACACUAGUUCAGCGAAGUGUUUGUGUGUGUGAGACGCUCCCUGCGCUCACCUUGACUUGAGUCCCUCCUUCUCUCCAGCUGUACUACAUUAUCUCCUUCCUGCCUGUCAAGGAUGUGGUGGCUCUGGGCCAGACCUGCCGGUACUUCUAUGAGGUGUGCGACAGUGAGGGGGUCUGGCAGAGGAUCUGCCGCCGCCUUUCUCCUCGCCUGCGGGACGAGAACUCUGGUGGCAGCCGGCCGUGGAAGAGAUCGGCCAUACUCAACUGUCAGUAUACCUCAGUGGUGAAGCAGAGGGGGCGGGAGGAAGGGUGUGUGUUUUUUUUGCUGUGUGAGAAAAAGCUCUACAUCUGCCUGGGCUGGGGGCAGCUGAAGAGGGUUGGCCGAUCCCGCAAAAGGGGGUCCCACCCUGCCCCCAUUCCCCAGGGAAGGGAGCGGUGUAGCAGCUCCUUCAGACAGACCCACUCCCUCUGCCCCUGGGGGGGUCUCUCUGUCCCGCAGACACCAAGGGCUUGUACUUCCAGAUGUUCAGCGGCCGCCGGCACUUUGUCAGCAAGACGGUUGCCCCGCUGCUCUCGCACGGCUACCGGAAGUUCUUGCCCACCAAGGACCACGUCUUCAUCCUGGACUACAACGGCACCCUCUUCUUCCUCAAGAACGCCCUGGUCUCCUCCACCAUGGGCCACAUCCAGUGGCGCCGUGCCUGCCGCUACAUGGUGCUCUGCCGCAGUGCCAAGGACGUAGGUGCCCGGGAGAGGAGAGAAACCCUGCGGUGUGGGGGCGAGUGGGCUGCCUGUCCCCACUGCUUCCCAGAGGCGGAAGCAGGGCAGGACAGGCCAGCGCCAUGGCCUCGCAGUGGAGCUGUGGGCAGAAUGCAGUCCCGGUUGAGAGGGAGGGAGAGAAAGGAGAUGGGCAGCCUAGGUCAGCUUCAUUUAUUGUUGCCUGGAUGCCUGCCUUAAACAGCUGCUUGAAGAAGUGCGGCUGAUCCUCUGGCCCCUUGGCCCCUACCCAUCUUAGAGGGAGCUGCAGCAGGUGGGGUUCAGAGAAUUAAUGCUACACUGGAGGAAGAGAAAGGUGCAUCUGCCUUGAAGAAGGCAGUGGUGGGCCAAUAAAAUUAAAUCAUGAAAAGGUGGAGGUGUUAUGUUUUCAAGUCCAGGAGGUCCAUAGCGUGGGGUGCUCCUGGACCCAAGUCUGUCACUGAAGGCUCAGGUGGCUAGGAGAGUCAGUGUGGUGUAGUGGUUAGGAGCAGCAGACUCGUAACCUGGUGAACAAGGUUCACUUCCCCGCUCCUCCACAUGCAGCUGCUGGGUGACCUUGGGCUAGUCACACUUCUCUGAAGUCUCUCAGCCCCACUCACCUCACAGGGUGUUUGUUGUGGGGGAGGAAGGGAAAGGAGAAUGUUAGCCGCUUUGAGACUCCUUCGGGUAGUGAUAAAGCGGGACAUCAAAUCCAAACUCUUCUUCUUCUUCUUUGAUGUGAGUUCCACACUCUGGACACUUCCAGACCCUUUAGGACCUUCCUUUAGGGAAAGGCGUCAGACAGUCCUGUGGCACCCUAGUUUCUUUCCCCAGAAGCUGGUUGCCCCAAGGCUCUUUGUGAGAGGGGAGGGUCUUCUCUGCCACCCCUGAGUGCACAGCCUGGACGUCUUCCCCCUCUAGAUCCCUGAUCAGUUCCUGCAGCAUCCUGGGAUCUCUGGCUUCCUGACCCUGAGUGCCUCCUCCCUCCUCCUCUUUCUGCCUGCAGUUUGCCACAGACCCCCGGAGCGACACUGUGUACCGCAAGUACCUGUACGUGCUGGCCACCCGCGAACAGCCUGUUACGGCAGCCGUGGGGCGCAGCGAAGGCUCCAGCCCAGCCGGCAGCGGGCGCCUCUGCGACUGCGUGGAGGUCUACCUGCAAUCCAGCGGGCAGCGGGUGUUCAAGAUGACCUUCCACUUCUCCAUGAAGUUCAAGCAGAUUGUGCUGGUGGGGCAGGAGACGGAGAGGUCCCUCUUGCUCCUGACAGGUGAGCCUCUGCGGGGAGAGAGAGAGAGAGAGAGUAUAAACACAGCAAAAUAGAAUAAUAGAUGCCAAAUAAAACAAUACAGAAGUAGAGUAAAAGGGGAUAUCUGGAGCCAAAUGUAUAGCGACAGAAAUCCAUACCAAAAAUCAAACGUAAUAAAUUAAUAUCGCAAAGUUCCAAGUAACACAAAUGGGUUUACAUUCUCUGGUACCUUAUUACUCCAGUACAUUAGAUUCCGUUUCUCAAUGAAUAUAUCAUAUUGUUGUCUGCCCUCUCUGGUUCUUACCAUGUACAGUCGUACAGUGGUGCCCCGCAAGACGAAUGCCUCGCAAGACGAAAAACUCGCUAGAUGAAAGGGUUUUGCGUUUUUUGAGUCGUUCUGCAAGACGAAUUUCCCUAUGGGCUUGCUUUGCAAGACAAAACGUCUUGCGAGUUCUUGCGAGUUUGUUUCCUUUUUCUUAAAGCCGCUAAUAGCCGCUAAGCCGCUAAUAGCCCUGCUUCGCAAGACGAAAAAACCGCAAGACGAAGAGACUCGUGGAACGGAUUAAUUUCGUCUUGUGAGGCACCACUGUACCUUGCUUUUCGAACACCUUGCAACUCAAACGUUUUGGCUCCCGAACGCCACAAACUUGGAAAUGAGUGUUCCAGUUUGCGAAUGUUUUUUGGAAGCCAAACAUCUUCUGCAGCCAACUGGAAGCUGCGCCUUGGUUUUCAAACAUUUUUGGAAGUCGAACGGACUUCCGGAAUGGAUUCCGUUCUAGAACCAAGGUACGACUGUAUCUAAGCUUAACUAUACAUAGCACAUCCCAGAUUUUAGGUACCCAUUCUCUCAUGGACUGUAUUCUCAUUUUAAUUCCAGCUUUGAGAAAUAAUAAUUCUGACAGCAGUUAACUGCUAACAGUGGCUGCAGUUUAACAAAUGCUUCACACGCUGAGCCUCAUUCUCACAGAGAGAUUUGCUAAAGCAGCACUUCCCAAACUAUUUAGUUUAAUUCAGCAAAACAAAUGAACUUGAUCCGGUGAUGGUACCAUUCUAUUCUGCUUUGGUCAUAAUAGACCACACCUGGAAUAUUGUGUUCAGUUUAAGAAGGAUGCUGACAAGCUGGAAGGUGUGCAGAGGAGGGCGACCAAGAUGAUCAGGGGUCUGGAAACCCAGCCUGAUGAGGAACGGACGAGGGAGUUGGGGAUGUUUAGCUUGGGGAAGAGGGGACUGAGAGGAGACAUGAUAGUCCUAGGCCGUAUAGGGCUUUGCACGUGUGGAGGCAAGCGAAUUCCACAGUCACUUUUUGUGGGGUGUUUUGUUUCCCCCCACAGAGGAAGGGAAGAUCUACAGCUUGGUGGUGAACGAGACCCAGCUGGACCAGCCGCGCUCCUACACUGUGCAGCUGGCUCUGCGCAAAGUCUCCAAGUGCCUCCCUCACAUCUCUGUCCGCAACAUGCACUCCAACCAGAGCAGCGCCGUCUACCUCACAGGUCAGCAGAAGGUGCCCUCCAGCCAGGCCAGUCUCUGCCCAGAGGCCGCCACAACCAAUAGGGUCCAGAAACCAAGCCUUCUUCUUCUUAUUAUUUAUUACUUAUGGCGAACGGUUGAGGGACCUGGGCAUGUUUCACCUGGAGAGGACAAGAACCGAGAGGGGACAGGAGAGCUACCUUCAGGUAUCUGGCGUGUUGUCACACAGAAGACGGAGCAAGCUUGCUUUCUGCUGCUCCGGAGCGAAGGACCUGGGCCUAUAGAUCCCAACAUGACAAGAAAGGAAAUUCCAACUAUUGAAGCUAUUUGACAGUGGGGCAGAUUGCCUUGGAGCCGGGUGGACUCUCCUUCCCUGGAGGCUUUUAAGCAGAGGUUGGGUGGCUUCCUGUCAGGGAUUCUUGAGCUGCAAUUCCCGCAUUGCUGGGGGGUUGGACUAGGUGACCCUACAGUGGGCUGUGCAUGCUCCCAAACCUUGUGCCACUGCUGUCACUAUUGGCCAUUCCUCUGUCUUCAUGAAGAGGCCAGGGAUCACACAUGGCAAUGUGGUCUCCCCCCGAGAGGGCGUACAGGUGAUAUCAGGAAGCCCAAGCUGAGCUGAGAGAAGGCUGAGAAGUGGGGUUUUUUGGGGGGUGUUAGGUGGAAUCAGGGAUUUGGGUGGCGCUGUGGGUUAAACCACAGAGCCUAGGACUUGCUGAUCAGAAGGUCGGCGGUUCGAAUCCCUGCGACGGGGUGAGCUCCUGUUGCUCGGUCCCUGCUCCUGCCAACCUACCAGUUCAAAAGCACAUCAAAGUGCAAGUAGAUAAAUAGGUACCGCUCUGGCGGGAAGGUAAACGGCGUUUCGUGUGCUGCUCUAGUUCGCCAGAAGCGGCUUAGUCCUGCUGGCCACAUGACCCAGAAGCUGUACGCCGGCUCCCUCGGCCAAUAAAGCGAGAUGAGUUCUGCAACCCCAGAGUCGGCCACGACUGGACCUAAUGGUCAGGGGUCUCUUUACCUUUACCUUAGGUGGAACCACCUGAGCUGCAAGCGGAAGGAACCGGGGGUGGGGAGGCUUUGGUUGGAGAAGGAGGGAGGCCUUACAGUUAUUCGUUCCAGUAGCCCCUAUUUCAGCACUGAGAAGGGGAAGCUGCAUCAGAGGCAGCUUAGAAGGGCCACAGAUGAGAGUGGGAGAAGGCGGCAGUGGGGUGGUGAGGUGAUAAGAACCAAGUCUGCCUGAGCAAAUGGGGCUUAAGAAGAGAGUAGCAGGAGGGCACCGUCCUGAAAGCCAGGAGCAGGAGCUUGAACCCAGUGCAAAAUGCCACGGGCAGCCACUGCAGUGGGGAGCCCUCCACCCGCACAACCCCAACCUCCUUGCCUGGGAUGGUUGGAUUCUGCUCUGGGGGAGCCCUUCUGCCUCUGCGCAGGGCCAGGGUUUGGCCAGCAACGAUCUUGCGUCUCCUCCACAGACGAGGGCACCGUCUACUUUGAGGUCCACUCGCCCGGUGUUUACCGCGACCUCUUUGGCACCCUCCAUGCGUUCGACCCGCUGGAUCAGCAGAUGCCCCUGGCCCUCUCCCUCCCGGCUAAGGUAACCCAGAGGUGGGGCUCUGUCCUGUUCCCCGCCCUCCCCUCUCCCACCAGGGGAGGACUUCUUCUUCUUAGUGACUUAACAGCCAUCCGAACAGACAGACAGAAAAAAAGCCCACCUAGAUUCAGUUGCACACCACCCUAAUCUCUGAGCGGUGCGAGAUUCCAGGGGUUCCCGGUGCUUACCCAGGGUCUGUGUUUCCUUUUGGAAACGAGGCACAGCGGAGACUGCGGUGUCUUUAGGAUAUACGGUUUAUUUAGAAAUAUAUACAUGAGCCUAUGAUGGAGGGGUUCACAGCAAGAAGGUCUUGUAGCCAUUGACAUUGGAUUCAAGCAGGCAUCAGACCUUGAUCUCAAAAGCUGCUCUGACUCGCCUGCUUGCUGCUUUGUCUCUCUGCCACACGACUCUUGCCCCUUCUCUACGCUUCCCACAUUGCUUCUCACCUCUCUCCACUAAGCUCUGGUUUCAUCUGCUGAGGGACAGGGGCCCCACCCAUCUGCCAUCUCAAACGGACUCCUUUCAAUCCUUUUGUUCUCUUAAUGGCCCAUCGCCCAGGCAGUCCCUCAACACAGGAGGAGAGCCUGGCUUCAUUAGCUGUUAGCACACGCUGGAUCAAGUAAUUAGAAGUGUCUGGCAUGCGGCUUAACACCCCAAGUCUUAAAGGAGUCUGACACUUGCUGGGUCCAGAGAUGAAAGUGGUCUGACACCAACAAACAAAUCUUCACCUGGUGCCAAAACCUUGCUGGAAACCACAGAAGGAGAAAGUGGUCCUGAUUGCGAGUUUCCCAUUGAAGCACCUGGUUGGCUACUGUGAGAACAGGAGUCUGGGUUAGGCAGGCCAGUGGUCUGAUGCAGCAAGCCCUUCUUAGGCUCUUAGGGAGAGGGAACUGCACUCUGCAUGUGCUCAGGAGCCCCGAUUGAUGAAUACCGUGUGUUUCAAGGAGCACUGGUGACAAGAUUCAGGCUGAAUAUGAUGGGAGUCCUACUUGAGAUUAAUCCCCGUGUCCUUGCUCAGGCCUUAGGUGUGGGUCAGACUCUCUCCCUUCCCCUCUCCCACUUUGUGGCAGGUCCUCAGCUGUGCCCUUGGCUACAACCACCUGGGGCUAGUGGACGAGUUUGGGCGGAUCUUCAUGCAAGGAAAUAACCGCUAUGGCCAGCUAGGCACAGGCGACAAGAUAGACCGCGGGGAGCCUGCCCAGGUGAGAGGAGAGCGAGCAGACCAUCCUUGGUUGGGGUGGGAACCCUCAGAGCUCCAGGAAGCUUCUGAGCCCUUGCAGUGUCCUAGUGGCCAUUACUAAUUUGGGUCACCUGGCAUUUUGGUCUGGGCCGAACCAUCUUUAUGGGCCGUGUCAAGCUCAAAUCAGGCAUUGUGACACAGAGUAGGAAGGUUGUCCCUUUUCAGCCUUGAGUCCCCUUCAUGGGAGGUUUCUGGCGACCACCUGCCGGGGAUUGUCUAGCUGGGAUUCCUGCAUUGCAAGGAGUCAGGCUGGAUAGCACUCGGGGGUCUCUACAAUUCCGUGGUUCUAGGCCCAUUUCACCUGAGCCUCUGCCAGCAACAGGAAACCUCCCUCCAGCAAUCGUGAUGGCUGCGAAUCCUCAGCCACGCUCUGAUGCUGCUGUGCUCCCUGUUGCAGGUGCAUUACCUCAAGUGCCCCAUCGACCUCUGCUGCGGCCUCAACCACACGCUGGUGCUGAGCCAGAGCGGGGACUUCAGCAAGGACCUGAUGGGCUGCGGCUGCGGAGCUGGAGGGCGCCUGCCCGGGUGGCCCAAAGGCAGCGCCUCUUUCGUCCGGCUGCACACCAAGGUGAGGGGGAGAGAGGUGGGAUGAGGCCAAAAUGGGGGAAAUCAGGACCUGGGAGGUGGGCUGGGUGGGCUGCGUAGCCCGAGGGUGUCGGCAGUGAAGUCUAGUCAUUCCAGGCCUUCUCUCCUGCCCGCUUCCUGUGUUAUCCUCUGAUCUUUUCUCUGUGUGUGGGUAUUUUAGUGUGGCAGCACCUACACUCUGGAACUCCCUGCCUCUUGACAUCACUGUGCCGAAAACAUUUUUGUUUAGACAAGCCCACCCAGGCAUGUAGAAUGCCAGUUUAUUUGCAGGAUCCACAAAACUGCUUCAAAACCCUGAGUGUGGUUUUAUCCCCUAAUCCUCAGCGUCAGGGCUGGAGGGAGGGAGGGUCCCGACAUACUCAUGGCAUCCUCCUGAGUGCAGAGGGUUGUGUGCUGCCUCCUGGACACUGUCCCCACCCCCUAGGUGGCUUUAAAAGACAAAUCCAUGGUGGAGGAGGAGAAGCCCUAUGCGGCCUAGGACCCUCGUACCUACGGGACCGCCUCUCCUGGUCUGCCCCGCGGAGGACCUUAAGGUCCACAAAUGACAACACCUUGGAGGUCUCAAGUCGCAAGGUGGUUAGAUUGGUCUCAACUAGGGCCAGGGCCUUUUCAGCACUGGCCCCGACUUGGUGGAAUGCUCUGUCACAAGGGACUAGGGCCCUGCGGGACUUGACAUCUUUCUGCAGGGCCUGCAAGACAGAGCUGUUCCACCUGGCCUUUGGUUUGGACUCGGUCUGACCCUUAUGUUUCCCUCCCCUUACGGUCUUGAUCUAUGGGCUACUUUUAAAAUAAGGCUGCAUUUUAAACUGCAUUUUAACCUGUAUUUUAAAUUGGGUUUUUUUCUUUUCUUCCCGCCCCCUCUUUCCCCCCUAUUAUGUUUUUACUGUGAUUUUAUUGGUGUUAGCUGCCCUGAGCCUGGCUCUGGCCGGGGAGGGCGGGGUAUAAAUAAAAUUUAUUAUUAUUAUUAAGGCUCCUAGCAAGAAGGGCUAUUUGUUCUGCCUCCACAGUCAGAGGCAGCCAUGCUUUUGAAUCCCAGUUGCUGGAAACCCUGGGAGGGGAGAAGGCUCUUGGGUUCGGAUCCUGCUUGCUCGUUUCCCACACGCUUCUGGUUGGCCGCAGUGAGAACAGGACGCGGGCCUAGAUGGGCCAUUGGCCUGAUCCGACAGGGCUCUCCUUACAUCCGUCUCCCCUUUGCAGGUGCCGCCCUGUGCCCGCCGCAUCUGCUCCACCCGCGAGUGCCUCUACAUGCUGUCCAGCCACGACAUUGAGGAAGUCCCCGCCUACCGCGAGCUGCCGGCCAGCAAGGCAGGGGUGGCGCCGAGCGACACGGAGGCCAUGGCCGCCCGGGCCUGCGAGGAGUACCUGAGCCAGCUGCACAAGUGCCCGACGCUGGAGGGGCGCAUGGCCAAGAUGAAGGAAGCCGUCGGCAGCAUGCCGCUCAUGACCUUCCAGAAGGACUUCUUCUGGGAGGCUCUGGACAUGAUCCAGCGGGCGGCCGAAAUCCAGGAAGCCCCUGCGCCCAGCUAGCUGUCGCCGGCCGCGGCUCCCUCUCACCCCGCCCCUCCUGUCACCCCACCCCACCCGUUAGACGCAUCAUGGAUCAUGAUUAACCGAUAGAGAAGACUUCAGACUGAACAAUUGGGCGUAAAUAAAGCACAAGACCU